AUGAACAGUGAAAGAGACCGAGACCUGCAGCUUGUCAGAGAUUACAAGCCUCACAAAGAUGUCCAGCAUCUCAGAAUUAUGCUUCAUGGACCACCAGGUGCUGGAAAGUCCAGCUUCAUCAACUCUGUUGACAGUACUUUAAGAGGCAAAAUCGCAACUCGAGCUUUGGCAGACGCAACCUCUGGUGACAGUUUCACCAUUGCAUACAGGACAUAUGAAAUUCAGAGAGAAAAGCCAGAAACAUUUUACUCUUUUGUCUUCACUGACACCAUGGGCCUUGAGAGGGGUGCUGAGGGAGGAAUUCAUGUGGAAGACAUCAAACUUGCCAUGAAUGGACAUGUAAAAGAAGGUUACAAGUCCAAUCCCAAAUGUCACUUGUUUGAAACGGAUCCUAACUACAGAAGCUCCUCCACUUUAGAUGACAAAGCCCACAUUCUGGUUUUAGUCAUUCCAGCUGACACAGUGAGCAUAAUCAGUGAUGAAACUCGGAGGAAGAUGAACAAUGUCAGACUAGCAGCUCAUGACAAAGGGAUCCCACAAAUAGCUGUUAUCACUAAAAUUGAUGAAGCCUGUCCAGAAGUCAAAAAAGACAUAAAGAACGUCUACAGGAGCAAGUACUUGAAUGAGCUGAUGGAAACAGCGAGCAUGAACCUGGGUUUUCCACUGAACUGCAUCUUCCUCGUGAAGAACUACCACAAAGAAAUCGAGACAGAUAACAAUGUGGAUUCAUUGAUACUGAGUGUACUGAAAAAGAUCAUUGACUAUGGAGAGGACUACCUGAAUGACCAGAAUGAUCCUGACGUAUAA
Molecule: messenger RNA, 807 nt
Organism: Pelmatolapia mariae (spotted tilapia)
Lineage: Eukaryota; Metazoa; Chordata; Actinopteri; Cichliformes; Cichlidae
Product: interferon-induced protein 44-like
Exons: 5
Coding region: 1-807 (268 amino acids)
Biological process (GO): immune response
Source: RefSeq, a predicted model, not a curated record